AUGUCCAGCCAUACAGGAGCUACUAGCACCACCACCGCCGCCACCACCAGCAGCACAGAUGACAAGACGAUCUACAAGCUGACCUUCUACGUACCGCCCGCGAACACACAGGCGUGCCUUUCGGCGCUGUGGGCGACGGGGGCCGGGACGUGGCCGAACGACGACGGCGGGCCCGCGCUGUACACCGACACGGCGUUCAUCAGCCGUGGGACGGGCCAGUUCAAGCCCUCGGCCGCGGCGAACCCGCACAUCGGCGCGCCCGGGCAGGUCGAGUACGUCGAGGAGGAUCGCGUCGAGAUGGUGGUCGUGGGCACCCAGACGUGCAGGACGGCCGUGCAGGUGUUGAGAAAGGCGCAUCCGUACGAGGUCGUCGCGCUGUUCGUGGCCAGGUGUGAGGAUUUUUGA
Cladophialophora bantiana CBS 173.52 is the source of this 405-nucleotide messenger RNA. RefSeq lists its product as uncharacterized. The transcript has a single exon. The record is from RefSeq and is a predicted model, not a curated record. NCBI's taxonomy places the organism in Eukaryota, Fungi, Ascomycota, Eurotiomycetes, Chaetothyriales, Herpotrichiellaceae. Bases 1 to 405 code for a protein of 134 amino acids.